Chanos chanos (milkfish) is the source of this 1997-nucleotide messenger RNA. It is a transcript of the gene mims1b, whose product is annotated as family with sequence similarity 210 member Ab. Gene Ontology annotation, cellular component: mitochondrion. Lineage: Eukaryota; Metazoa; Chordata; Actinopteri; Gonorynchiformes; Chanidae. The coding region runs from base 482 to 1369 and encodes 295 amino acids. The transcript has 4 exons. The record is from RefSeq and is a predicted model, not a curated record.
UGGUGCUAUUCGAGGACGUAGGACUCCAUUAGCAAUCUAUUCUAGACCAUAUAUGUGGAACGUACACAAAUAGUGUAAAGUUUCCUUCUUGCUUGGUUGUUCUCGGGAACUUUAUUUUUAAAAACUGUCCAUUGAUGAGCAACUUGCAGUGUAUAAUAAGAUGCUUAGACAGUGACUUAAACCAGUGAACCAAAUUUAGCCGAGUUGCUACCUGACGAGCGUAGCUGUCUUAAAUUGGCAGCAGUUCAAUAUCUGGCCUUAACAGUCCUUAAAAAGGUGCGGUAAGAUUGUUCUCGACGUUGUUCUAGAAGGUACCUUAAAGUACACAGCGCGUUUGUGUUGUCAACAGCCCUGCUCAAUGUCACAAGGAAAAGGGGACGUUUAACCCAGGAAUACGCCAGAGUGACGGGUGGUUCAUUGGCGGGUGAAUUUCUUAAGCCUCUGUAGGUUCUGUUUUUAACUGACGGCGUGAGGAGGGGAGAUGCAUUAUGUGUUGCUCCAGACAGCCACACGGCAGCUGGCCCUCACUCGCUCCGGACCUCUGGGCCUGAAGCUCUGUAAAGCGUCCGUAUGUGCUCCGCUUUCACAUGCUCACCCUUUCACGCCUCGCCCGUUCAGCACGUCCUACGCCGCCCGGGCAACCGAGACGUCCCACAACUUGUCCCCAAAGCCAGAAACUCAGGACAAGGUACCAGAUGGUCAGGUUGGCACUGACUCGAAGCACAAAACUGAGGAGGGGGCCGCAACACAGGCCUCUGCUGAGGUUGACCCCCUGCAGGACAAAUCCAUUGGUCUCUACCAGAGAUUCAAGAAAACGUUUAAGCAGUACGGGAAAGUCAUGAUACCGGUUCACCUCGUGACGUCUACAGUGUGGUUUGGAACGUUUUAUUACGCUGCUAUGAAAGGUGUAAAUGUCGUCCCCUUUCUGGAGUACGUCGGUUUACCUGAAAGAUUCGUGAGUGGUCUGCGGGACUCACAAAGUGCUUAUGCACUCACAGCAUACGCUAUGUACAAGAUUGCCACACCUCUCAGGUACACUGCGACUUUGGGCGGGACGUCUGUCUCGGUGCAGUAUCUCCGCAAACACGGAUACUUUUCCACCCCUCCGCCCGUCACAGAAUACCUCCAUGACAAGAUGGAGGAAACCAGGGAACGGCUGUCGGAAAAAAUGGAGGAGACGAAAGAGAGAUUCUCAGAAAAAAUGGAGGAGACCAAAGAAAGAUUUUCAGAAAAAAUGGAAGAAACCAAAGGACUGUUGGAAGGAACGAAAGAACGGUUGGCUGAGAAGAUGGAGGAGACCAGGGACAAGUUCUCAGAGAAACUGCAUGACACAAAGGAAAAAGUGGCUUUUCGUAAGAAAUCCGAUUAACUCAAAUGUGGCAUGUUUGCCGUUGGUAUCGAGUGACUGAUUUGGGUCUUUGUGCACGUUGAGCAAAGGCCUACACGUACGAUUGAAGGUUUACAUGUAUCAUAAAUUCAAGCUCUGUUGGUUAAAUUACAUCAUAUAAAAAAGUAAAAAAAAUGGAAACAUUGUCAGAAAUCAGUGGGAGGUAUACACAAUUGUACUUGUGUAAUCUAAAGUGUGAUUGUAUUUUUUUCCCUAGAACAUGCAGCUCUGUUUUUAUAACAAACUUGAAAUAGUUUUGUCAGAAAUGAUCAAAAUUACAACUGUGUGUAUGUUUCUUUUUUUUUUUUUGGGACAUUCAGUUUAAAUUAAGAAUGAUGUUUAUUUUUACAUGAGAGCAGAAGUUAAUAUAUUGAAUUAAAGGUAUAUUUUAGCAUGUCUUUGAUGUAUGUGGAGGUCUAAAUUAAGGUUUACCCAAACUACCACUAUCGGUUUUGAUUUCAGUGCCGUGAGCAUAGUCCAGAUGACAGAUCCAAAAAUCUGUUUCGCUUUGUAGACAUUAAAAUUUCAUCUCCAUCACCUUCUGUCAGAUAUUCAUCCUGUUUGCACUCUUUCAAUGGUUGUGAUUGUUGAAAUUGUUGGUCCAAAUAAA